AUGCCUGUGGCUUUUCAUUUUUCCCCAGAUGUGGGCACAGGGCCCUUGAAUUGUGGCAACUGCACACCAGGGGGCAAUGCCCUGGCUCUGGCUGGAGCCUUUGGUGCUCAUGGCCGAGCCUCUGCCCCAGCAAGUGCCACGCUGCUGGCCUCACCCUUCCCUUGGGACCCGGACUCUGAGCCGAUCCCUGGCUGUGAGGGACUGGUCUUCACUGGGCCUCUCUCUCCUGCAGACAUCAGUGCUCUGUGGCAGCAGCUAGAAGCCUUGCAGGGGCAGGUAAGACGACUGCAGGGAGCCUUCCUUCAGUAUAAGAAAGUGGAGCUCUUCCCCAACGGCCGAGGUGUUGGCCAGAAGGUCUUCAAGUCAGGAGGCUUUCUGAAAACUUUUUAUGAAGCACGGCAAGUGUGUGCACAGGCCGGGGGGCAGAUGCCCUCCCCACGUUCUGCAGCUGAGAACCACGCCUUGCAACUGCUGCUGGAAGCUGAGAACAAGGGUGCUGCGUUCCUGAGCAUGACUGACUUCAAGACAAAGGGCAGGUUCACCUACCCAGGAGGGAAGCCCCUGGUCUAUUCCAACUGGGCCCCUGGGGAGCCCAACGAUGAAAACGGCAAUGAGCACUGUGUGGAGAUCUUCACCAAUGGCAAGUGGAACGACAAGCCCUGUGGAGCAAAGCGCCUUGUGAUCUGCGAGUUCUGAGCCCUCGGGGUGGGUGGGGCAGCCGUGACGCAGGAGCCUGGCCCAGACCCGUGUGCUGCUGACAUGACAAGGAAGAGCUGAGGGCUCUGAGGCCUGGCUUCUGCACAGAGACCUGGGAUGAGGCCAGCCAAGGGCUCCCAUG
Myotis brandtii (Brandt's bat) is the source of this 838-nucleotide messenger RNA. Its product is annotated as pulmonary surfactant-associated protein D-like. The transcript is spliced from 3 exons. Bases 1 to 696 code for a protein of 231 amino acids. Lineage: Eukaryota; Metazoa; Chordata; Mammalia; Chiroptera; Vespertilionidae. The record is from RefSeq and is a predicted model, not a curated record.